GGAUUGUCAGACAAGAAAGGAGGGGAGUAUUGCAGUAUACCUGGCAGACAGAUUUCACGUUUUGUCCAAUGACACGUCAAUUAUACAGGCUUUUAAUGAAAUGCAACAGAGGUUACAUGAAAGGAAGGAGACACUUUGCAACGAGUCACCAGAAAAGAGCGGUGCCUGCGAGCGGUUGCCAUUCCGCUGCCUGUGAUGUGAGGAGCGCAAGCGGUUCAGAAGCAUGUCAUCUUUGAGGGCAGACUUGGAGUAUAACCAUACCUAUGAAACCAUGCACAACAUCACUAAGUGCAGUCUAGCCUCUGCAUGUAAACCACUCGACUAUCUGCUGGAGAAAACCAUAAACACCAGCAGCACUGAAAACUGCAAAAAACGCUCUCCACUCCAGCUUCAAGACGUAGUGGACAAAAAAUUCAAGGAUACAGAAAGGGACAGACCACAGACCCUCGCGUACAAGAGACCGCCGGAGCGCCUCAAAACUGGAUCAUGCAGUUUGGUGCCUGCAGGCAGCCAGUCGGCUUUGACGAUCCAAAUCGAGAGCCAUGUGCGGGAAAGGCUUGACGAGAUGAUGAAGGCUGCGGAGUGCAUGAUAGAGAAGAGGCUGGAGAAGGUGACCAGCGAGUUGGUGCAGAAGAACACGGAGCUGUUGAAUACCCGGGCUGAGUUUGUGUACCUGUCUCAGGAGAAGAGGCAGGUCCUGGCACGAGAGAGGGCCCUGAGCAGACAGGUGGACACGGCUGUCGAGGUCAUCGCAGCUCUACGGCAGCAGCUUUCCAAGUCUGAACGAGAGCUGGAGAGGAAGGAACGGGAAGUAAUCAGUAUUCAUCACUUUCUGGAGGCCAUGGUUCAGCAUGAAGUCUGUGGGAAAGCCCGGCUUCAGCACUUUAUAGAGAACCUUUUACAGAGGAUAGCCCUGGCUGAGAGGCAUCUGGAAUACUAUCAAAGUGCUUCCAGACACCGUGACUGCAAAAAACACACUGUUAACCAGACUGUUGAAAACUGGGAACACCAAAGUGCCAAAGCCAGGUCACCAGGGAGUCAGCCAGCAUUAACCACCAUUCCUGAGGCAAAAAUACAUUCUGUUCAGAAGGGAAGGGUUUUCCUGAAAUCCUCGAAGGACAGACUUUCCAGACAAUUCAACAACUAUUCAGGGGUCUAUAAAUCUAACGACUACAGAAGCGAAGUGUGGUAUCAGCAGAAAAGAAUAGCGGAAUAUGAAGCAUAUGAACUUGCGAAUCCUAGUCGAAUGAAACACAACUAAACUACAAAUGUACAAUGCAUCUGCAUUUAAUCCCAGCUAACACAAUUCAUGUUGCAUAUAUCUGAAUCUUUGUAGCCAUGUAUUGAAAUAUCUACAGUAACUGGCAGCUGCAGAGCACCUAUAGGAAGAAAUGCUCUAACGUCUUAUCCCUCUGUUAACCUUUCCAGCGCUUCAAAUUGACCAUUGAUCGUGAUUUUCCUUGGAAGCUGCUGUCACUGCAGUAGUUGUUUUGAAAGAGACAAGAUAGCACUAAUAUGACUGACGCUACUGAACUCCAUUUUGGUUGGGUGCACCUUUCCAAGGGUUUUGACCUGUAGACAAGGUUCGGUAUUUCCAACUUGCAAAAAGCUUGGAAAAGCUUCUGGCACCUUGGUAUGUCUCUGCUGCAACAUCUCUCUCCUGCCACUUGGAUCACAUAAAGAUUCCUAAGUUUCUUUUGUCUCUUGUGUGUGACUCCAGAGUCAAGAUGCGCCCCUCCUAACUGCAAGCCUCUCAGUCGGUUCUUUACCAGGUGAGCCACUCGGGGGACUUCAGCUACCUGCUCUUUGCAAUAUUCCUUUUCCUUUUCAGUGGUUAAUAUAAAAAUAAAAAUACCCAUAUUGAAGUAUUAAUAAUAUAAGCACACCACUUCUUUAUUGUUCCCCAUACCUUUUAUUACUGACAGUCUUUAAGCAAACUUCCCUUACAGCAGAUCACGCUGUACAGUAGAUACAUCUUUUAUAAGCUUUAGAGAGCAUAUGAGCAUAAAAGUAGAUAGGAUUGUGGUAUCAAGUAUCAAGGAUUGUGGCAUUUAAACACAGAUUGCUGUAGUUGUGUUGAUGUUAUCCCCCUUAAUGUUUAAUUGAAAUGUAAUUCUAACCAUCAGUAAUGUGCAGGUUCCACACAGCUGUUGUUAUUGCAUAUGAUUUGGAGUCCCAUGAAAGUGAGAUUCCAUGUCAUAUCAUUUGGGUUCACUGCAUAGUUUUAAUUGGCAAAUGUAAUGGUUUGUAAAGCUCAACCCAGUCGGGAUGUCGAGGUAUUGUAUGUCUGUGUUAUUUAUCAGAAUAUAUCGCAGCUCUGCGAAUGCCAAAAAAAGUGACAAAUUGAAUGUAUUUAUAAUUCAUGAAAAACAGAACUGGAGAAUUUUGAAACAGGGUUCAACUUAAAUAUUCAACUAUUUUUUCAAGCAUUUAACCCCAAAAAUGACUCAUCAGACCUUGAGUAAAGUCUUGUUGCUGUUUAAAAUUUAAAUGUAACUCAAGUUUGUUCUGAUGAGGCCAAGGAGAUCCAACUGGUGCAGUGUUGUGUUAACUACAGCACUUCUCAGAAUCUUGUUCAGACAAUCAGAAUAAUCAAAGUCUGUAUUAAAACACACACAGAGGCCAAGCCUGAAUGAUUUAGGGACCCUAACCAACCAUGGUCCCCUCUACUGCAGAACUUGCUGCACAGUCAUGUUCAAUCUAUCAGUCUAAAUGCUUGGCUUCUGCUUAGUUCUUCUGUAGCUUUGCCUUUCAAGCAUUGCUCGACCAGUUGUUUGUCCUGCUUGUGUCCAUUUCUCAAUGGCAGUCACUUCCAAAAGAUAAUAUAGUGCUAUGGUGUGAUAUUUUGUAUAAAAAAUAAAUAUGGAAUGUGAAUCACAAAAGUGAUGUUUUUAUUUAUAUAUAUUAUUCAGAAGUUUUUCUGCCAACAAUUUUUGAGAAAGGAAAUUGUAAUGUUACAAAUACAACUUUGGGAAUCCUUUGUGCUGCUAGUUAGUAGCUUUGUAACAUUUAUAGCGCCGUUUUCCUUUAUUCCCUUU
Molecule: messenger RNA, 3038 nt
Organism: Polyodon spathula (Mississippi paddlefish)
Lineage: Eukaryota; Metazoa; Chordata; Actinopteri; Acipenseriformes; Polyodontidae
Product: protein ZNF365-like
Exons: 5
Coding region: 224-1261 (345 amino acids)
Biological process (GO): telomere maintenance; regulation of neuron projection development; regulation of DNA strand resection involved in replication fork processing
Cellular component (GO): centriolar satellite
Source: RefSeq, a predicted model, not a curated record